AUGGCCGCGACAACCGGUUUUGAGACUACGCCAUUUACCAACUAUCAUUACGAGAAGCAAAAACCUCCUUUUCCUUCUCAAUUUCAGGCUAAUGAGGCCGUGACCUACCUGACCCGUAUGCGUGAAUCGCAAACAAACAAACUGACAUGCAUACAUACAAACAGGCAUACAAACAUACAUGCAUACAUACAUACAUAUACACAGACAAACAUGUACAUGCGCGAUACCGGGGAAAGAUGGGCAUGCAGGUGGUAUGGAACAAAAUUACGAUAUUGCUUCGGGGCAGAUGGAUUUUCGACUCUCCCUCCUCUCCCCAGUCCCGGGGGGUGCUUGCGUCUCGUCUCUUUCGUCGCCAUGGCUGUAACUCGAAUGACGGUCAUGCAGAUUGAUGAGUUGUUCGGACAAAAUGACCCAGUUAAUGUAUGCAAUUCGGUCGGCGGACACAAGAGGUGUAAAGCCGACCCCUUUCGAGGCGGGCAAAAGGACAAUGAAAUUCGGCCAAGGUUGCCGAGACAAAAAGCGUCUGGAAUGCUGUUGCCACGACACGAAUUGGGCGUCACGACGACCCGAGGCCGGACGACAGAGGCCUCUGAGGCUAGGGCAAAACGCGAAUUUUAUGGAGCAGCCAGAAAUCGUGACGCAAAUCCUCCCGGUCCCGCCAGUCGACUAGCAAAAGGAGGGCUUCGACGGUUGUCGAGGCUCUGUGGACACGGUUACGAGGGCGGCGCACUGGCCGAAGAGGAAUUCUAUUCAUUUUGA
This is a messenger RNA of Protopolystoma xenopodis, 759 nucleotides long. Lineage: Eukaryota; Metazoa; Platyhelminthes; Monogenea; Polystomatidea; Polystomatidae. The record is from the annotation of a GenBank genome assembly.